AGCGGUAAGCAGCUAUAGAAAACUUUACCCUCGAGUUCCCUCUCGAAACUACCCACGAAGUGAAUAGUAAAGUCCCGCAUAAAUCGCCCCGACCCAACACGAAACCUUACUCCACUCUCGAGAGACCGAAAAGUUGACCCAAGAAUUUUUUUCGGAAGCAAAGUCCAACACUUUCGCUUAUAUUUUCACACCCGUUCCAUCUUGGAUGUAAUUAAUGUCGGGCCGUCCACGUCAGUGGCGCGGAUAGGUGAUGAUCGAGGACACUCGCGUCGCGAAAUAUCCUGUCACGGCAACGAAACGAUGUACUGCUUUCAGGAUGACGGGAGCGAAAGCAGUCAACCAUCCUCGGAGGGGAGCUCGGCUAGCGACACGUUUUGCAUCUUGGAGAGAGAUUAUGCGAGGAUAACAAAUGAAAUGAAGGCUAACGAGGCGCUGGCUCCCUUCACAGUUGAGUACGCGAGGCUCUACGAGUCCUUGUACAAAGCGCAUCAGAAUGAGAAGCAACUCUCCAGCCAAUGCGCCUCGCUCAAGGACGAUAUUGCGGACAGGACGUACAAGAUACACGAGUUGAGAAAGACAGUCGAGGGCCACGAGGACGAAAUGACCCGACUGAGGCAAGAAAUUGUCAGCAUGACCAAACUGGCGGACGCGGCACAUACACGUGAGCAAAACGCGCAGGAGAUGAUUGAGAACCUGCGACUAAACAUCACGAAACUUGGCUUGGAAAUCGAGCAGAAGAACAAACAGUUGGCUGCCGAGAAAGACACCACCAUUAGCAAGCAGAAGGAGGGCCUGUUGAAGGAACGGGAAAGGCUCGUGGGCGAGAUGGAGACUAUGCGGCAGCGCAUGAGGAACAUGUCCGAUUACAUAGGGGAGCUCGAGAGAAAGAGCACCGAGACCGAGGAACGAAUUAACGAGAUGCACGAAACGAUCGAGAUGCAAUUGAACGAGAUCUCGCGGGAGAGGAGGGGCAGAGAGAGGGCAGAAGUAGAAACGCGACAGCUUCAGGAGGAGAUUGCCGUAAAGAAAAACGAGCUCGAGACCGCAAAAGCAUCCAUCGAAGCCGGUACGAGUAAUAUAGUGAAGCUGGAGAGUCUGAUGAAGGAGUACAAAACAGCGAGCGAGAAGAUGCAGAAGGAGAUUAGCAAGCUAAUGUUGAAGAGGAUGAAUCUGCAAACGGACCUCGACAACGCGAACGCCGAGGUAGACAAGAUGGAGAAGGAGAUCGCCGAGAGGGAAAAGCAACUGAGGAACAUCAAACACGAGCUUAACAGGACGAGAGACGACAGCGCUAAAUGCAAGCAUGAGAAGGACAUGGUGGACAAGAAACUGUUGAAGGCCGACAUCGAGCGAACCAGGCUGGAGCGCGAUUUAAAGCAGGUCACGAUUGACAUCAAGAACACCGAGCACGAAGUGUUCACCUGUCGCAAGGAACAGCUCGACCACAAGCAACGCAUCGAGGCGUUGUUGCGGGAGAAGAACACCAUCGCUCGUAGCAAGGAAACCGUCCAAGAGCGCGUGAAGCGGCUGAAUCACGAGUUGGUACUGUGCCAACAGAGCAGGAAGAAAGUCGAACAGGAGUUGGACACGGUGAUGCAGAGCGUCGACGAAGUGAAACAUCAAAUGGAGGUAGUGGAGAAGGAGAGGGACAAAUACAGCUCGAUGGUACUGGGAUUAGAGCAGCAGAUAGAGGAUUACAUAAAGGAGGCCAAGCUGAAGCAAGUAGAGAUUUUCGAUUACAAGAAGCGUUUGUCGGAGGCCGAGACGAAGUACCGUCAACAGCAGAGCUUAUUCGAGGCCGUCCGUGCGGAGCGAAAUUUGUACAGUAAGAGCCUAGUCGAGGCACAGGAGGAGGUACAGGAUCUGAAGAGGAAACUGAAGAUCACGAGCCAGCAGGUCGAGCAAUUGAAGGAGGACAUUGCGACGAAGGAAGCCAGUUUCAUCAAGCAGGAAUUUCUGUUGGGGAGGGUCGAGAAGGAGAAGGAGAAUCUUAAGGUCGAGUUGCGGGGGUCUCGCAUGGAGGCCUCUAGCCUACGACAAGAGAUCGAGGAAGCGAAGAAGGAGGAAAAGUGCCUUAGGCAGGACAUACGGCAGGCGGAUAUCGACAUCGGGCGCCGGAAGAAGGACAUCGACAACGUUAUGAACGAACGCGACAUUCUUGGCACGCAACUGGUUCGCAGGAACGAUGAGCUGAGCCUUCAGUACAGCAGAAUAAAGGUUCUGAAUACAACACUGCAUCGCGGCGAGGCGCAGUACAAUCAGAGAUUAGAAGAUAUUAGACUGCUCAAGUUUGAGGUGAAGAGGCUUAGAACUGAGAAAGCACUACUUACGAAGAGCAUUGACAACGUAAGCAACCUGCGCCAGGAGGUUUUCCACCUAAAUCGCGAUUUGGCGAGAGAAAGGUUUAAAGUCACCGCACUUGAGGAGGAAGUUCAGACUCCGUUGAAUAUACACAGGUGGCGAAAGCUCGAGGGUACGGAUCCCACGACAUUCGAGCUCGUCAAGAAGGUACAGAUUCUACAAAAACGCAUUUUAAAACUAUCUACCGAUAUGAUUGAUAAAAACAAGAAGAUAAAGGACACGGAAAAGUUAUAUAUGAAUCUUCGCGAUGUCUUGUCGAAGCAACCGGAUCCACAGGUAGCGGCGAAUCUGGACAAGGUCCAGAAUGCCUUACGCAAGAGAGAAGAAAAGCUUAAAUGCCUUGUCGCUGAGCUAAACAUGUACGAGGCGCAGGCAGAAGAAUAUAAAGGGGAUAUGGCAAGAAUGGGUAACGAGAUGUGCGAGUUAAAAAAGAAAUACUACGCGCAAAAGAGGAAACUCCAGAAAAUGAAGGAAGCGAUCCCGAAAUCUACCCACGAGUCCAUUCUUCCUGGCAUCCUGCUAUCUAGUAAGAAAUUCUGCGGAGGUGGCUUCAGGAUGAUAACACCCACGUCGAAAAGUUGUUGCAUUCUGAAUUCCUCGAUGAGCAGAUAAGCAGGACCAGAUGGAUAAAUAGAAGAUAAAUGGGGAACGUUGCUAUCGAUCGCACAAGUGUUUUUACAAUUCCGUGUUUUUGUACGAUACAUGAAUUAAAUUACGGGAGACGCGGGAACAAAAUAAAUGUUAUAUGUUAUAUC
Messenger RNA from Ooceraea biroi (clonal raider ant), 3116 nucleotides. RefSeq names its product cilia- and flagella-associated protein 58. The record is from RefSeq and is a predicted model, not a curated record. Lineage: Eukaryota; Metazoa; Arthropoda; Insecta; Hymenoptera; Formicidae. Gene Ontology annotation, cellular component: cytoskeleton.